AUGAAUCAGCAGUCACAGCAAUAUCAGCCGGCGCGCCGACCAGGUGCCUAUCCCUCCCACGGCGACGAGCUUCACAUGUCGGCACAUCAGGCCCACAUAUCGUCCCCCCGCGAGUACUCGUCCUCAGGCGCACCACCACACAUCAAGCUCGAGCAGAUGACCUCGAGCCCCCCAAACAUGCAGAGCUAUCAGAGCGCCGGUGCCGUACCCAAUGUCCUGCAGCCCGGAGGCAUGUCGUCUCGUCCGCCCGUGAUGCAGUCCAACACCGCUCCCACUCUUCCCACGAUGCAGCAAUCAGCCGACUACAAGUCCCACAGCUAUGAGCGCUCCAGCCCUGCCAUCCUGGCCUCGAACUCCUACGACGGCGGCAACUCGCCCUAUGCUGCCUACAACCCGACUCCUCCAGGUGGCAGCUCUUCGUCGCAAUACAUGUCGCCCACGAGUACCAACAAGUAUGCGACCGCCUCAUCGUCUCGCAACGUCUCCAACACUCCGCUGGGGCUGUCUGAUAUCCGGCCUCGCGCUGAUUCCACCCUCUCUGAUGGCAUGCUGCCCGGUAGCCAGGCCUACGAGUUGGCCAAUCCCCAAUCUCGCACCAGCAACUACAUGGCCCCUUGGGCUACCUACGCCUUCGACUGGUGUAAGUGGCGCCCCAGCGCAAACAGUGCUGGGAAAUUGGCUAUUGGCAGCUACUUGGAGGAUGGUCACAACUAUAUCCAGAUCCUGGAGGCCAACCUGACGAAAACACCAUCCGAUGUAUAUGUCCCGGGCACCUCCCCGUACUCGAUGGAGUUCACCCGCACCGCCGAGGCCACACACUCGUACCCCGUAACGCGUCUGUUGUGGGAACCUCCCUCGUCCCAGAAACAAUCAACCGACCUGCUUGCGACCUCAGGAGACCAUUUGCGACUGUGGUCACUACCAGCGGACCCCGUGGUACCCACCAGCGGCUCUUCGAUUACGUCUAGAAGCGGCCGUGACGCCCCCAUCACCAAGCUCACUCCCUUAGCCCUGUUGUCCAACUCCAAGACACCCGAUCAUACUGCUCCUCUGACCUCGCUCGACUGGAACACCGUUCAGCCCAGCUUAAUCAUCACAUCGAGUAUCGACACUACGUGUACCAUCUGGGAUAUCCCAUCGCUGACGGCAAAGACUCAACUUAUUGCCCACGACAAGGAGGUAUACGACGUUCGCUUUUGCGCAAACAGUGUGGACGUGUUUGUAAGCUGUGGACAGGACGGCAGUGUGCGCAUGUUCGAUCUUCGCAGCCUUGAGCACAGUACUAUUAUCUAUGAGCCCACAGGCAAGGAAGAACGUGACGCUAAUGGCGGCCGGAUCAGCCCUACGCUGGCUCAACAAACCAUGUCGCACCCUCCUCCCCUGCUGCGACUGGCCACUUCACCGCACGACCAGCAUUUGCUCGCAACGUUUGCGAUGGACUCAAACGUGAUCAGGAUACUGGACGUUCGUCAACCAGGACAGGCCUUGUUGGAGCUUCGGGGUCAUGGGGGUUCCUUGAACUGCAUUGAGUGGUCGCCUACCCGGAGAGGUACGCUUGCUUCGGGCGGUGAUGACUGUCAGGUGCUCGUCUGGGACUUGCUCAACCAGCCUUCUGGUUUGAACGCAACAGGCCAGCCUGAUAACGUGAGGAGUCCUGUGGCUAGUUGGCAGUGUGACUACGAGGUUGGUAACCUUGGAUGGGUUCCUCCGAUUGGCAACGGCGAGUAUGGCGAUUGGUUGGGAGUUAGCGCUGGACGCGGUGUUUGGGGUGUCCGGAUCUAG
This is a messenger RNA of Sordaria macrospora k-hell, 1782 nucleotides long. RefSeq lists its product as uncharacterized. The record is from RefSeq and is a predicted model, not a curated record. NCBI's taxonomy places the organism in Eukaryota, Fungi, Ascomycota, Sordariomycetes, Sordariales, Sordariaceae. Gene Ontology annotation, cellular component: nucleus. Gene Ontology annotation, molecular function: protein binding.